UAAAUGCUAAGUUUUCCAUCAGAAAACGCAGCAACAGAACAACGGAUUUAUGUGAAUUUUUGCAGUGAUAGUUUGUGUGGGCUGGAGAGUGACAUAGGCUUGGUACCGGAAAAAUGUGCAGCUCUUGAAGGAACUGGGACGAUACACUUACGUUUACGUUUUGUCCUUCUUGUACGGCGAGAAAGAUGUUUUUUUCUCUGUUAUCAUAUUGUAUCUGUGGUCUGAAUUACAGUCUGUGGAUGAAAUUUUAUAAUCAAUAAGUUCGCCCUAAAUUCCGAAGAAAUGCUGCUUGGAAAAAACUAAUGAAACAGUUUUAAUUAAAAUCAUUUGAAAAGAAACCAUUAAUGUUUCAUGAUUGUAAAUAUACCGCAAAAUAAUAAAAGUGAUCCUUUUUCGCGAUUAAAGUGACGCGAUACGAUAUAUUUCCUUAGCUAUAGUGACGCGAUACGUUGUAAGUGACUUUACGGAGUUACUAGUGUAGUAAAAUAUGUUCUAAUUUAAACAAGUCGCAAUGGCAAGUCCAUCUCCGCAAAACAGCCCUAUGCCGCCGCCACAAGCGCCCAGUCCUAUGGGACCGCCUUCGCAAAGUCCAGCACCACCGCAGUCUCCGCAUAGUCCUUACAAUCAACAACACGUUAACGGUCCACCAUCUGCUCAUCCUCCUAAUUCUUCACAACCACCUAUGCAGAACCAUAUGUCACCUUCAGGCCCUCCCCAUACAAUUGCCUCUAAUGCAAAUGGUGGACCGCAGCAACACCCUGGAAUACCACCAUCUGGACAUCAAAUGUCGCCUCAUAUGGUUGGACAACAUAUGCCUGGACCACCAGGACAUCCCAUGAGCACACCUGGACCUGGAUCUCACCAAGGACCAGGUGGUCCAAAUGGUCAUUCUAACAUGCCUAGCAAUCCUCAACACCCAAACAUGCAAGGGCCUCCUCAUGGAUAUAUGCAGCAUCAAAUUGGUCAUAUGCCACCUAAUCAGGGUCCGAUGACAAUGGGUGGUGGACCUCCACCUCCUGGUAAUGGACCGCAAGGUCCACAAGGACCUCCUCUCCCGUUAGGAGGCCCACCACCUCACGGCGUGCAUCCUCAAGGAAUGCCACCUAUGCCGCCGCACCACAAUAUGAUGACGUCGCAAACUGGGUAUUCUCAUGCUGCGCCGUCCCCCGGGGCACCAAAUCCCCCCGGAGCGGCGCCCUCUAACCAGCCGCCGUCGGGCACACCUCCGCAGCAGCCACCCGCGGCGCAGACGCCACCCCACGGCUCCGCGCCACCCUCUACAUCGGCAAAUGGAGCGCCUUCCUCAUCUCCGAUGCAAGGAUCCAUCGCCGCAUCGGGCCCUGAUAAUCUCAACGCAUUGCAGCGGGCCAUUGACUCUAUGGAGGAGAAAGGCUUGCAAGAGGACCCGCGAUAUUCGCAACUGUUGGCCAUUCGCGCGCGAUCUAAUCCGCAGGAUCCUAAUAAGGGCCUCUUUUCCAACAACCAACUUGGACAAUUAAAAGCUCAAAUAGCAGCGUAUCGGAAGCUGGCUUGUAAUCAGCCAAUCACACAACAAAUAGCUCUGAUGGCCGCUGGGAAGAGAACUGGAGAUACGCCGCCAGAAUGCCCCACACCUCCUGCGCAGCCGCCCUCACCCUACAGUCAGGGCCCAGGGCAGGCGGGAGGGCAGAGCGCUGGCGCGGCGGGCGGCAAAGGAGUGGCCGGCGGAGACGCAGCGCGCGGCGGUGGCGGUGCGCCCCCUACACCGCUGCCCAUGACCGGCCAAAUGGCGCCGCCCACGCAGCCAACACCGCCUCUUGUGAACGCGCCAAUGGUAGGUGCACUUCCUCUGCGAGGUCCCGCCCCGCUAAGACCACCCGGUCCUAAUGUUGGGGCCUCUACUUCACAACAGCCCGGUGUGCCUACUCCGGGAGCAAAACAGAAUCGCAUUACGUCUAUACCAAGACCAAUCGGCAUCGAUCCCCUGCAAAUAUUAAACGAAAGAGAAAACAGGAUAGCAGCGCGGAUCGCGUACCGCAUGGAUGUGCUCUCUAAUUUACCCGCAAACAUGUCCGAUGAUCUUCGCGUACACGCACAAAUUGAACUGCGAGCCCUGCGAAUCUUAAAUUUCCAGAAGCAGUUACGCGCUGAGAUAUUGGGGCAAGUCCGUCGCGACACAACUUUGGAAACGGCGGUCAACAUCAAAGCGUACAAACGCACCAAGAGACAAGGUCUGCGUGAAGCGCGUGCCACGGAAAAGUUAGAGAAACAACAGAAACUGGAGGCCGAAAGGAAACGUAGGCAGAAACACCAAGAAUUCCUACAGACUGUACUGCAACAUGCGAGGGACUUCAAGGAGUAUCAUCGCAACAACGUCGCUAAACUGUCGCGUAUGAACAAAGCCAUAAUGAAUCACCACGCCAAUGCCGAGCGCGAACAGAAGAAAGAGCAAGAGCGCAUUGAGAAGGAACGUAUGAGGCGUCUUAUGGCGGAGGAUGAAGAGGGCUACAGGAAGCUGAUUGAUCAGAAGAAAGACAAGCGAUUGGCGUUCCUGCUAUCGCAGACGGAUGAAUACAUCGCAAGUCUCACGGAGAUGGUGAAACAGCACAAGCAAGAGCAGCGCAAGAAACAGCAAGAAGAAGAGCGCAGGAAGCGAUUUUUACUGUUGCAGAAAUCGCGCAAGAAGAAGGUGCUAGAAGGUGGCGAGAUUGAUGCUAUGGAUGACAGCUCCCAAACUUCCGAUUCUCGAAUAAGCGUCAUGGAUCCUAAAACAGGAGAGACGUUGAGGGGAGAAGAAGCUCCAUUGCUGUCUCAGUUCAAGGACUGGAUGGAAACUCAUCCAGGAUGGGAAGUGUUAUCUGAUUCUGAUGAUUCUGGAGAUGACAGCCAGGAUGAUGAAAGGAGAGAGAGACGAGAGCAGCGCCACGAGAAGACGGACAGGGAGAAGACAGAUGAGGAGAAGGCGCGUGAAAUGAUCAAGAAGGCGAAAGUUGAAGACGACGAGUACAAAACUGAAGAACAAACAUAUUACAGUAUUGCUCACACAGUCCACGAAUCUGUCACAGAACAAGCCAGUAUUUUGGUUAACGGAAAUCUUAAAGAGUACCAGAUUAAGGGUCUUGAAUGGCUGGUGUCUCUUUUUAACAACAAUCUGAAUGGAAUUCUAGCAGACGAGAUGGGUCUCGGCAAAACCAUCCAAACGAUUGCAUUGGUCACUUAUCUGAUGGAGAAGAAAAAAGUCAACGGGCCAUUCCUUAUUAUUGUACCAUUGAGUACACUUUCGAACUGGGUGCUCGAGUUUGAGAAGUGGGCGCCGACGGUGCUGGUGGUGUCAUACAAGGGCUCGCCACAGUCCCGCCGGCUUGUGCAAACGCAGAUGCGCUCCACCAAGUUCAACGUUCUGCUCACUACCUACGAGUACGUCAUCAAGGACAAGGGAGUUCUUGCGAAGGUGCAAUGGAAGUACAUGAUAAUUGACGAGGGUCACCGUAUGAAGAACCACCACUGCAAGUUGACGCAGGUGCUCAACACGCACUACGUGGCGCCACACCGUUUGCUGUUGACAGGCACGCCGCUACAGAACAAGCUGCCUGAGCUGUGGGCGUUGCUCAACUUCUUACUACCGUCGAUAUUCAAGAGCUGUACAACAUUCGAGCAGUGGUUCAACGCACCGUUCGCGACUACUGGCGAAAAGGUGGAGCUGAACGAGGAAGAAACGAUCCUGAUCAUCCGUCGUUUGCACAAAGUACUGCGCCCGUUCUUGCUUCGGCGUCUCAAGAAGGAGGUGGAGAGCCAGCUGCCGGACAAAGUGGAGUACAUCAUAAAGUGCGACAUGAGUGGUCUACAGCGAGUACUUUACAAACACAUGCAGUCUAAGGGCGUUCUUCUUACGGAUGGAUCUGAAAAGGGCAACAAGGGCAAAGGUGGGGCUAAGGCUCUCAUGAACACCAUCGUGCAACUCCGCAAGCUCUGCAACCACCCCUUCAUGUUCCAGCACAUCGAGGAGAAGUUCUGCGACCACCUCGGUACAGGCGGAGGUGUUGUUAAUGGACCUGAUCUCUAUCGAGUGUCUGGAAAGUUCGAACUAUUGGAUCGUAUUCUGCCCAAACUGAAGAAGGCAGGGCAUAGAGUGCUUAUGUUCUGUCAAAUGACGCAGUGUAUGACCAUAAUAGAGGACUAUUUCUCAUGGAGAGGUUUCCUGUACUUAAGGUUGGACGGUAUGACGAAGGCCGAGGACCGUGGUGAGCUACUGAAGAAAUUCAACGAGGUGGGAUCGGAGUUCUUCAUCUUUUUGCUGUCAACUCGCGCGGGUGGUCUAGGUCUCAACUUACAGAGUGCGGACACUGUGAUUAUAUUCGACUCUGACUGGAACCCGCAUCAGGAUCUUCAAGCCCAGGAUCGUGCUCAUCGUAUAGGACAACGCAACGAAGUGCGUGUACUACGCUUGAUGACAGUCAAUUCUGUGGAAGAAAGAAUCUUGGCUGCAGCGAGAUACAAAUUAAAUAUGGACGAGAAAGUAAUUCAAGCUGGAAUGUUCGAUCAAAAGUCUACUGGUUCUGAACGGCAGCAGUUUCUGCAGAGUAUCUUACAUCAAGAUGGAGAUGAUGAAGAGGAGGAAAACGAGCUCCCGGACGACGAUUUGAUCAACGAGAUGAUCGCACGAUCUGAGGACGAGUUGGAGCUGUUCAAGCAGCUUGAUAUCGAACGCAAGAAGACAGAGACACAGUCGCGGCUAAUUGACGAGUCGGAACUACCCGACUGGCUGGUCAAGGAAGAUGACGAAGUCAUCUGCAACAAGGGCCAAGGCUGGAACUACCUAGAUGACGACGAAACGCUUGGCCGUGGAUCCCGGCAGCGUAAAGAAGUAGACUACACAGAUUCUCUAACGGAAAAGGAGUGGCUCAAAGCUAUCGACGAGGAGUUCGAAGAGGAGGAAGAGGAAGAUGACGACGAUGAGGUUCUUGAUAAGAAGCGGAAGAAAGGGCGCAAGCGGCGACGCCAAGAAGAAUCUGAUGAGGAGGAAGUGCCCUGCUCCUCAAAAAAGAAGAGUAAGACGGAAAUUAAUAUGCUCAAAAAACGUCUGAAGAGCAUUAUGAAGAAAGUUGUGGAAUAUUCUGAUGAACAUAGAAAUGGCCGUGUCCUCUCGGAGCCGUUUAUGAAACUACCUUCGCGUCGAGAACUUCCCGACUAUUACGAAAUAAUAAAGAAACCACUGGACAUCAAGAAGAUUAUGAACAGGAUUGAAGAGUGCAAGUAUAUAGACAUUGCCGACAUGGAACGCGAUUUCUUCACACUAUGUGCAAACGCACAAACUUACAAUGAAGAAGCAUCACUAAUCUACGAAGAUUCUGUGCGUCUGCGUAACGUUUUUAUUGAAAUAAGACGUCGCUACGAGAAUUCUCCAAACUCUGAUGAAUCUGAUGAUAAUGACAAAGAAGAAGAGGAUUCAGAUGGAGAGUCAAACCGUUCGGUUAAAAUGAAAAUUAAAUUGAAGAACAAAAGUAAAAGCACACCUUCCAGGAAACGAAAGCAACGCAAGUAUGUCUCUGAUGAUGAAUACUUUGAGGAAGACUAGAUUAAUAUAAUAUUUUUUAAUUUAAAUCUCUAUUUAGCACUUAGUUCAUUAUAAAAAUUCGAUAAAUUAUAUAAUUAAUUAAGGAAAUCUCAUCUCAAGUAUAGAUGUUACACUCAUUAUUUAGAUUGCUGGUAUUUUAUAGUCUUCUCAAUGACUUAUUAUCACAUAUUAUAUCUUGUUGUUCUUGUAGUUCAUUAUAAAAAUUCGGAUAAAUACAAUUAAUUGUGGAAAUCAUAGAUGUUACACUCUUAAGUCUUCUCAGUGACUUAUUAUCACAUAUUAUAUCUUGUUGUUCUUAUAGUUACCGUAUUUGUUGACAACGUAUCACAUGAUCUAAUUUGACGGCCGAUUGGCGCAGUGGGCAGCGACCAUACUUUCUGAGUCCAAGGCCGUGGGUUCGAUUCCCACAACUGGAUAA
This is a messenger RNA of Pararge aegeria (speckled wood butterfly), 5972 nucleotides long. It is a transcript of the gene brm, whose product is annotated as ATP-dependent helicase brm. Gene Ontology annotation, molecular function: ATP-dependent chromatin remodeler activity; DNA binding; ATP binding. The record is from RefSeq and is a predicted model, not a curated record. Gene Ontology annotation, biological process: positive regulation of transcription by RNA polymerase II. The transcript has 29 exons. Gene Ontology annotation, cellular component: nucleus. NCBI's taxonomy places the organism in Eukaryota, Metazoa, Arthropoda, Insecta, Lepidoptera, Nymphalidae. Bases 512 to 5554 code for a protein of 1680 amino acids.